AUGGAAAGUGACCAGGCCCUACUCUCUCAACUCAUGUCUAAACUGUUUGCUACAUUCAAAAUUAGAGAUCUUGGCGAACCAAAUUUCUUUCUGGACAUUGAAACUGUUAAGAAUAACGAUGGGAUUAUAUUGUCUCAACAACAAUACAUGAAUGAUAUUCUAACACGUGCUGGAAUGACAAACUGCAAACCUCUUUCUACACCUAUAUCUGUUUCGAAAGUUGUUCCCUUUAAUGCAGAUCUAUAUGAUGACCCCACGCAAUACAGGAGUCUAGCUGGGGCAUUACAAUAUCUCACUGUCACACGACCUGAUUUAUCCUUUGCAGUCAAUCAGCUAUAUCAACACAUGCAUGCCCCCACCACUUCGCACUGGAAACAGCUCAAACGUGUACUCAUGUAUGUUAAGGGAACUAUUGGCUAUGGCUUACGCAUACAACGGUGUGCUUCAAAGGAGAUACAUGCCUUUUCUGAUUCUGAUUGGGCUGGUUGUCCAAAAGAUCGUAAGUCCACAAAUGGUUUUGCAGUAUUCUUGGGUAAUAACCUUAUAUCCUGGGUUUGUAAGAAGCAGAGAACUGUUGCUAGAUCGUCCACCGAGGCCGAAUACAAAGCUCUUGCAGAUUGUGGGCUAAAUUGCAAUACCGGACAAUAUAAUGUCUUGUUGGAUGGCUGCACAAUAAUAAUUGAAGUGGAAAUAGAGUGCGCCCUUUUCAACUUGGACUUCCUGACUAAUUUCAGCAUCAUUUCCCAGUCUUGCACCAUGUUGAUCUUGAGGUACGAUGAGGAUCAUCCCGCCUUGUUUUUGCCCCGACUCAACGAGCUCUACAAUUCCAUUAUUGGUCUUCCAGCAGGCCCGUUCCAAUAG
Ipomoea nil (Japanese morning glory) is the source of this 861-nucleotide messenger RNA. RefSeq lists its product as uncharacterized. The record is from RefSeq and is a predicted model, not a curated record. Bases 1 to 861 code for a protein of 286 amino acids. Lineage: Eukaryota; Viridiplantae; Streptophyta; Magnoliopsida; Solanales; Convolvulaceae. The transcript has 2 exons.